CCUACGCCGCUGUCUUCAGGGAGGACGGGGAUCUAGUGAAGCUGACGGGAAACUCACGGCCCCUCUCUCUACCUUCCUCCCGGUAACUCACUCACAUUCUCCCGGCUCUUUCGCUCGAUAUCGAGCUCCCGCUGCAGGCGCUCGUUUCGCUCCUCGGCGUCGUCAGCCUGCUGCUGCAGCACUUUAAUCUUCCGCUUCACCGCCUCAAGGCACGUGCCAGCCAUCGGGGUACCGGAGACCGGCGACAAUUACUGCUAAUAUUAUUAGUAAUAACGGUAGCGACAGAAGGAGGAAGAGGCGGCUGAUGCUGGCGGCUGCUGCUUCUUGUCGAUAGAAACACCCGGCAACGGGGAGAGGGGUGGGCAGAGGCCCGGGCGUUUCCAGGAAGUGACGGAGAAACGGGACCGCCCCGGGAGGUGCGCACGCGUAAAGGUGACGUCCCUCUCAGCCAGGAGUCGAACCAUAAGGCAGAAGGAGUUGGAGGAAGAAUCGCUCGUGGUUUGGGGCUGUUUAACUCUCCCUAAAUACCUCACAAAUCUCUGUUGGUGGCCAUUGUAGAAGCUCCCGGCUGUUGGAGGGGAGCAAGCCCGACGGGCGUGAUGGCUGGCAAGAACCCCUUGGUCAUCCUGGCGGGACUCCUGCUCCUGUUGGUUGCCCUGGCGUUCUACCAGUGGACGUUGAUGACAGAGAACGGCCGGCUGAAGGCAGAGAGCGGCAAGGCCUGGGACAUGGUGAGCCAGCUGAAGAAGGAGAGGAGCGAGGCGCAGAACCGUCUGGCCGAGAUCAGCAUGACCCUUGACGACAAGAAGCGCUACAUCAGCGACCUGGACGGCCGGUUCCUCAAAGCCAACGCUGACCUGGAGGUCAAAGUCAAAGCCUUGCAGCAGUGCGGGGAUGAGAAGAAAAAGGUGGUCGAUGACGCUGAGAAACAGAAAGUUGAAGUGAAGAGUAAGCAAGAUGAGCUUAAGAAGAUGGAGGAAGAGAAAAAGAAAGUGGAGACCAGUCUGGAGGAAUUUAAGAAACUCUGCGAAGUGGCAGACAGGACAAAGGAGUUGACAAAGAAACUGUGCCCACAGGAACCCGUUGUUCAGAACCAGGCAUAGGUAUCUCGAGGUGGCCUGACCGCUGGGAUUAUGAGACUCGCCGAUCAAGAUUUCAUUCCUGCUAUUUCUGCACAGAGCCGUGCUGUUAAGAUUGACUUACAUGACUACAGAAAUGACUAAUGCCACCGGACACACACAAACGCACACCUUGGGAGCGGCUACAGGCCACGGCGCUUGUAACAUCUUGGCUCCCCGGCCUCCGAAGCCUGUCCCACCACUGACAAGGCUCAAGUCAGCAAUGCGAUGGAAUAGUCCCCUCCUAACCCCGGAUGGGAGCAGCUCCAGUAACAUUCGACAAGCUCGACAUCAGCCAGGACAAAGCUGCCCCCACUUGGAUUGGCACCACAUCCACUCCUUCCACCGUGGGCACUCAGCAGCAGCAGUGUGUACCAUCUACAAGAUGCACUGCAGUGGUUCACCUUAGACCGCACCUUCCGAAGCAAGGACCGCUGGCAUUUAGAAAGACAAGGGUGGAAGAUACCGUCCUCCCCACUGGUCUAUCCUCCAUGCCACUCGAAUGUCCCCGAAUUGGAACAGCCUUCCCUUCUCUGCAUCAAAUUCCUGGCACUAACGGCGCUGCAGGGAUGUCCGUAAGCCAGGGAGAAGGCACCUCCCCUCCACCUUUGCCAAGGGUUUAUUAAUGCUCUAUUAAACUAUGCUUUAGACAGGUCAUGCCCACCCCCCCACAACAGUGGCAUGGGUAGCCAGCCCUUCCACUCCUGAACACUCCUUUUGAGGUGUCCCCUUCAUUUUAUACCGCUGUCGCCCUCUCUCUCUAUUGCCACCUCACAGCUGUCCGUAUCGAACUCCGCCUGCCCACCAGCCUGCCUACUCCACCAGCUCCCCCAUGCCCGUGCUCACACUUCAAGGUGUUUCUGAGCGUCAAGAUGCUUAAUUUUCCCGAAGCGCCUUUUUUGCUCCUCAGAGAUAGACACUCCAGCUCUGCCACCCUAUCCUCAGGGAACUAACUCCAUAACAUUUGAUCCUUACCUGCCAUUUUAUUUCGUCUCUCUCUCUCUGCCAGCCACAAGCUCCUUUGGUUGGAGCCGCAAGUGACACACCCCAGCAGGGACUUGAGCGCGGCUCUGAAAGGCGGGCACCGCGGUGCCAGUACAGCAGGAGCUCCGCGCAGGCGUAGAUGCCCCCUUAUCAGACCAGGCGUGAAACAUAUUCUCUCGCAUGGCCCUGCUUCAAGAGAGGGCGACGGCUGUCCCUCAGUGGGCUCAGAAAACAGCCUGGAUCGCCAUUGCACUGCCGCUCGUGGGAUCUUGCUCUGCGCCGACUGACCUGCCAAAACUGCGGUGGCAGCGACUGCGCUGGGUUGGACGGGAAGCUUGGGCGGCCGAGAAGGAGCUGUUCCAAAGGUACUGUGAAACCAGGAACUGUGGGAGGCCCAAAGCGAAAGCGGAAAACGCCGGAGAGGCCCAGAGAGAGAAGCUCAGAGUUCACAUCUUCAGAAUUCUGAUUGUGUCAAUCCCAUUGGUGUAAAUCCAUGCCCUUGGGUGUUUACAGUAGUGUCUCCCACUCUGAGGCCCGGGUUCAAGUGUCCAGCGCUCCAAACAAAUGCUGUUGAAGUGAAUUAAGCUGUAAAUGUGCCCCCAUCCGUGACCACGCUGUGUCUGUAUGCUGGGAAACUUCUAGUGCCUUUCCUGGUCAAUAAAUGAAAAAUUGGCUGACUGC
Molecule: messenger RNA, 2783 nt
Organism: Stegostoma tigrinum
Lineage: Eukaryota; Metazoa; Chordata; Chondrichthyes; Orectolobiformes; Stegostomatidae
Gene: cgnb
Product: cingulin b
Exons: 7
Coding region: 600-1103 (167 amino acids)
Source: RefSeq, a predicted model, not a curated record